Molecule: messenger RNA, 1012 nt
Organism: Triticum dicoccoides
Lineage: Eukaryota; Viridiplantae; Streptophyta; Magnoliopsida; Poales; Poaceae
Product: ankyrin repeat-containing protein At2g01680-like
Exons: 2
Coding region: 24-974 (316 amino acids)
Cellular component (GO): plasma membrane
Molecular function (GO): protein binding
Source: RefSeq, a predicted model, not a curated record
CCGGUUUGCGUGACGCUAGGAAAAUGACAUUUCUUCAUGUUGCAGUUGAUAAAAAGAAAAUAUCGACAGUUAGUUAUGCUUGCAAGAACGGAACAUUAUCAUGGAUUUUGAACAUGCAAGACAAGACUGGGAACACUGCACUGCACCUAGCUGUCAAGGCUGGCAGUGUUAAAAUAUUUUGUUGUCUGUUCAGGAAUAGACAAGUACAAUUGAAUUUGACAAAUAAGAAAGGGGAGACUCCACUAGAUAUAGCGUAUCAAAAUAUUCCUCAAGGGCUGCAUGCUUACAUGCACAGUGAAGCAAGAAUACUCUCUUUACUUCAAUAUGCUGGUGCUAAAAGGGGUAUCCAUCACCUGCAGGAUUACCUUGAACAAAGCAAUGUUGUCCAAAAAAAGCAGGGUGAAAUAGAUGAAAUGGAGAAAGUGAAGGACGUGACACAAAGUCUAUGUAUUGGGUCGGUCCUUAUCGCAACCGUGACAUUUGGUGCAGCUUUUGCCAUGCCUGGAGGUUACAGAGCUGAUGAUCACACUAAUGGAGGCACACCAACACUUGCUGGAAGGUAUGGUUUUGAUGCAUUCGCCCUGGCCAACGGACUUGCGUUCACUUGCUCCACUAUGGCAACAAUUUCUCUCAUGUCUUCUGGAUCACCCAUACGACAUCCUCGGAGCCGGAUAGAGCACUUACGCAUUGCCUACUACCUCAUGUCGGUUUCAGUUACAAGCUUGGUUGCUGCCUUUGCACUGGCUACUUAUACCAUACUAGCUCCGCUUGCUCAUAAGACUGCCAUUGGAUUAUGUAUCUUGAGUUCUCUCAUAUUGCUCUAUCAAAAUUGGGAAUUGGCAAGCAAUAAUAUUGCCAUGGUAGCACCCCUCUGCAGGAUUGUGUUUUUGUUGAGAAACUUUAUUAAUAUGUUUAUGUGUUCUGUUGUGCUGAGACAUUUCUUUGUAAGUGUUAUUGUGCUUGUAACAAUGUAAACAAUCGUCGGUGUAUUUUCUUGCAAACUACUUUGUGA